AUGAACAACGUGGAUGAGAAUAUUCAGCGAGGUAGGUUUUGAUCGGUCGUGUUUCAACUCAUAUCCCCCUCACAUUCUUAUCCUCUUCUUCCGUCCGAAAUCUUACAGAACUCUACUUGCUGAUCGCCAAGUUCCUCUCGAAGGGUCCCUGUAGCCGUGCUACUGAGGUAAGUUGAAGUAUUGUACGUUUAUUCCGUUGAAAUCAUCUACUAACGAGUCGUGUUUCUCACACAGGCCUUGACCGAGGAACUCGUCGAACAUAAGGUAAGCUCCCCAUUUCUCUAAAUCACAUUGGACAUAGGGGUAGUUACACCUUUAAAAUAAAUUUGAAGGUUUCCCUUUAACUAUUUUUCUGUAUUUGGGAAUUGUAGUCCUCAGCGAGUUAUCCAGACAAUAGUGUUUGAUUCAUGCCAUGUUGUUAAAUGAUCCUUUCUCACACUUUUCUUCACAGCUUCUACGACGCCGGACAGAUUGGAGGGGCCAAGAACAUGACCAAACCUACGAGGAAACGGUACUCUUUUGCCCCUAUUUACAAAUCUACUCUCAAGCGACUUUUUGAGCAAAUUUCGGUGCCAACCACGGAUCAAAUUUUUUUUAUAUUUUUCAUCGGAAAACGAAAAAAUAUUUUUCGCGCUUCGUCUAAGCGAAGCCCGAAAAAAAGGGUGAAAUUUAUUUUGCGAUCAUAUUUUCGACGGGCUAGCAGAUUGUGUUUUUUCGCUGCGUUCAUUAUGAAACUUGGGCAGCCUCUGACACCCAACAACUUAUGCAUACCAAGCCUUUGUCUAUUCAUAUGGUAAUCGGAUAUUUAUGGUGUUUAUCGAAAGCGAGCCAAUCAGAGGUGAAAGCGGAACGUGUUGGGUCAGAUUUCCAUUGUUUUACAAUGACCGGAUUAAAAUUCCAGCUGUCAAAUAUACGUCAGAAUAAUGAAAACACAAUUUUCAUUUCCGCUCCUUCGGUUGGCGCGUGAUCGAUCUCACAGGAACAGAUGCUUCGCGAAAGAACUAGGCUGUGAAAUCUUGAUAUUGCUGUAUUUUGGCUGCCUUAAAUCGCCGCAUUUUAGCUGGUUAAUUGUGCUAGAGAAUAAUUGCUCGUUUAACCACAAUCGUUUUUCUUUUGUCCUGUUUUCUCAAGUAUUAUAAAGCGAAAAAUAAAAGUAGCAUUAUAUGAAGAAGGCCUGGACACUAUAUUUUUAUUACGCGCCAUGUUGCGUUGCGGUAGAUUGUGAUAUAGGUAUUGCGGUCAUUUUUUGUUGAAAAUUGCCUUUCGUUUCAAACAGGCACCAAAUGCAAGGACUUCAGUAACGGGCAAAGUUUUGUAAAGCAUUUUUCCAUUCAACAGAUCGCUGAAAAUCGCCAUAUUCCUGAUGAUUUCUUGCUACGUGUAGCCGAGCGACUUGUUCCUUUGGUGGAGCAAUGUGUGCCUGGCAGCGCACCCGGCUUUCGGUCCUUGCUCGGGGCUGGAAGACAGAGCAUGCUACGAACAUCCUCAGGUAAUUAGAAUACGUCAUGGGGGUUAUCAAACAGAAUGCUAGAAAUGACUGAAGAGUCUGAGUUCUAAACUAUCUUUUUUCUGCAGAACACAUGAGCUCAUUGGUGUCUGAAAUCUUUUUUUCAUAGAAAAUUUAUCCCCAAGCAGUCCACCCCAUGCACUUGUUUUUGUAAGAUCCUAUUGAUAAAUAGCCGUAAAAGAAGGGUUCUCCCCUAUCUUAAUAAUAAGAAGCAGGGGGAAGCUUGAAGCCUGGUUUUCAUAUCUCUGGAAAAUCCCAGACAGUUGGGGAAUUUAUUGUUUCCCGACUGUCCCAGAUUUUGGCGACUAAUGAAAACUCGAACUCGUAGAUAUCCCCGAUCGUCUGGGAUGGACGGGGACAAAUCUGGAGAAUCAGGAGUGUUUCUAUUUUCCCGACGCGUCCCAGAUCACGCAUUUGUGCACAAAUUUGGCACACUUGCCAUUUCCCGCCAAACUCAAUAUCAGGAGAAUCGAGGACAGACUUCUGGUGAUUAUCCGAUACAUCCGUAAACUCUGGGACGGUCGGCAAAAAGUAAAAUCCCUGAUCAUCUGGGAUUUUCCCGACAUAUGAAAACCAGGCUUGAGCAACGACAAUGGUGAUGGCGACGAGAACAUCAAAAAAGCAAUAGGUUUAUUAAGUAAGACAACAACUUUGCACGUGAAAACACCUUUUUGGAAAAUGUCCAAUUUCACAUUUUAUGGAGGACGUAAACAAAUGAGUUUUUCUUUCUCUUUCUUAACUUGAGUGCGGUCCCCAAAGAAAUCAAUGCCAGGGAAAUUCACCUACAUUUGGCAUUUUCAGCAAAGUAUAAUUAAUGUGAAGAAGUUUGACAAAAAAACAAAUCAAUUGCGGCUGAAUCCUGGGCUCAAAGUUAGCGACUAACUGGUCGCAUAUGCGACUGGAUUUUUGGUUGUGUGCCGAAAAAUUCAUGUGUAAUCGCACCUGUGUGCCGUAAAACCCAAAGCACAGUGUGACUGACUGACUUCCGACUAUACUUACAAACUCGAACUAGAAAGACGGUGUAUGUUUAAUUGGUCUUUUCUCCCAAUGGAUUCUACGAACUCGAAUGUUCUUUUUCGUUUCGAUGUUUUACUCCAUCCCAAACUCUUCUGUUUUGUAAUAAACACCGCUGACACAUUCAGAUAUAUGCUACGAAUGAAACAUGUACUUUUUGCGGAAUGGAUGAUCAUGUCGAUUGUUCAGUUUUAACGUCAAUCAAAACAAAAACAGUGCGGAUUAAGAGCCUUUUUUUCCAGGUAAGAAAGUUUUUUAAGUUGUAUUCCAGUUACAUGUAAGUCAUGGUGCAUUUAACAAAUUCAUGGGAUGGGGCAGUGGCAAGCACCUCCCACCAAUGUGAUUUGCAUUAAAAUCCUGGCAUCGACGCCAUAUACAUGGGAUGAGUUUGUUGUUGGUUCUCUCCCUUGCUCAGGGAGUUUUUUCUCUGGACACUCUGGUUUUCCCCUCUCCCUUAAAACUGCAUACAUUUCCAAAUUUUCAAUUUGACCAGGAUAGAUGUAGAACAACUGUAUACUGUGCUACCUCAAAAUCUUUAUAUUUUAUUUAUUUCAUCUGUCUGAUUCCACUUUUUCAAGGCCGUAAUUAUGUAUUUUAUGCUGCUUUUCAGAAUUUAACCCUAAGGGUGGAUUUCCCAUAAUGGGUAAUUUUUAUGGUGUACAUGCUUAAAAUUUAUAUUGCGUACAAUAAAAUGGAGGUGAUGUAUGGAAGGCUGCACAUAAAUGUAGAAGUUGAGUGAGGUUCACCUUUUAUGUUUAUGCGUGGCUUUUCAUACAUAUUGCCUCUGUUGUUUUUACACACAUGAAAUUUAUGUGUGUACUCAUGUAACAGAAACACAACAUUGGAAAUCCAUCCUAAAAGGGUUCCUAUUGAUGUUGUCCGUUUUAUGUUUGUAGAAACAAAUACACCAAGCGUGAGUUCAUUAGCAGUAUGCUAUCAUGGAGCCCCUUUGCUACCACCAGUGAAAAGAAGGAUUCCAGGAAAUAUUGGUAAUAGUUUUGUAUCAUUUUAUUUUGUAAUUGUUGGAUUUUGACCAGCCUGCAAAUACAGCUGCUUCUCAUUGCUCCAAACCAUACUGUGUUUUUUUUGUGAGAGAGACGUUUGCCUUUGGCUUCACAGAUUCCAUUCUGAUGAUUGAUUUUGCUUAAUUACAUGUAACUCAGUAGUGGUUCUUUUCAUGUUUACCAUGCCUUAUCUGACUUUUCUCUAAGAAACACUAAAGGGGGCCCAUUGCUCUGAAACUGUGAAAUCCAGAGUGCCCAGCAUGGCAGAUGAUUUGUAUGAAAAAACUAAGAUUUUCUAGUUGCCCAGGUACAAAAGUUAGGUGCCGAGGCCACUGGGCUCUGCUAGGCACAUCCUUCCCCUUGUCGAUUAUCAUAAAUUUGGGAACUGUUCUGUGGGAAUUUGGCACGGUCUAGCCAAAUUAAAGGUGAAUAAUAACAUGCAUAUUCCUUGUAAAAAGUGUAGUUUCGUGGUAGAAUUAGCCUACUUUAAGUAAAUUAUUUUUAUGUUUAGACCUUCUGCCUUACAUGUAUCUCAGGCACUUGUAAACAAUAGCUAAAAGGACCAUUUUUAAUUAAUAUCUCUUUGACCAAUCAGAGCUCCAGACCAGAUUCUGAACAGAUUAACACUAUCAGUACAGGAUUUUCAGGGGCAAAAUGCACACAACUCAAAGAUUCUCUCUCUUGAAAUCUUGUUCCAGUGAUAAUUAAGAUGCGGCAGUAUUUGUAGGUUAAGCUUUCACAAACUUAGUCCCUCUUGAAAUGUCUGUUUUUUCUUAGGUCAAGUGCUUUGCAGCAGAGAGAUAAGUGGAACAUCCAGCAUCAGAAAUGUUGCUCAGCCAAAUCUUUACACAAAAUUGUCCAUGGUAUUUUAACAUAUCUUUAUCUAUUAUCUUCACCUUGAUUCUUGAAACAUCUAUCUCAUUACUUCACUACUACUGAAAGAUGCCCGUUGAAAUUUUUUUGGAGGUUUUUUUUUCCUGGGAAAAUGCUCCACUUAUCCUUCCCUGAACCCAACCUUAUAGAAAUGCAACUUAAAACUAGCAUGUUGGUUCAGUAAAAGGGUAGGUGGACAGGUUUGCAGUAUACUUACAGGAAUUACAGGUAUGUUGGAGAGUUUCCAAUUACCUUUACAUGUUCAUGUACAUGUCUGAUAUUGCCAUCUUUUAAUCAAGAAUCAGAGGAAUCACCCAAUAGAGAGUAGCCAGCCAAGAGCAGAUUUGGGUGUUCUGGGUGUUGGCUAUUUUUGACAACAUCACAGGUGUAACCCUGUGGAAAGAACAAGUUUAUUUAUCUCGCACUGUUCUUUUUUCCUCAGCAUCGAAGAAUCCUGGGCCAUUUGUCAGCUGUUUACUGUGUUCUGUUUGACAGAAGUGGAGAAUGCAUUAUUACGGUGGGUAGUCGUUUUCUUUUUCUUGUUCUUUUAAUUGUAACAAAUUGAUCGAAACAAAAAUGCAAACAGAUACAACAAAAACCAACAAAAGUCCUACUUCAGAGAAAGACUGUAACAGGAGUUGAAACUUUGAAAUCAUGCUGUUGAGACCCAAUAAGAUGCCUGAAGUCCAUAAUAGCACAAGUUCCAUUUGUUUCUGGCAAACUUUUGUUAGUUUUGCAAGGGAUUCAGUUUAUAUGGACAGGGUGUCCAUAAUAGUGGGUGUUGACUAGGCGAGAGUUGGUUGUAUUGAGCGUAGAGAACCAAAGUCCUUUUUUCUCAUACAAUUUACCUUACAAAAGUGACCCCACCCUUUAUUAGUUGAGAUAAUCAUGUCCAAAAAUGAAAAUGAAAAUUGUAGAAUUUUCACUAUUUUCGCCAUUGCUUGCAUUUCUGGAUAUAAGUGUAUUAUUUUGGACUUUCAUCAACAUCCUUUUUUUAAAGAAGGUAAGAACCAAAUGAAUAUUCUCUGUAAAAGCAACUUAUUGCAUAACAUCUACACAUGUAUGCUCUUCUGGACAAAUCUAGGUUCUUAUUAACAUUGUUCUUUCAAAAUGAUUUGAUGUUAUUUUUUAUAGGGAGCUGAUGACAGCCUGGUGAAGAUUUGGUCCAGUGAGGAUGGGCGUCUUCUGGCAACUUUGCGAGGGCAUCAGGCUGAGAUUUCUGAUAUUGCAGUUAAUUAUGAAAACAAUUUAAUAGCUGCUGGAAGCUGUGACAAGGUGUGGAGUUAAAUACAGCAGUUUUAGUUAAAUUUUGUCAGAGUUGAAAGUGUAUAAACUAGUGGUUGAAUUCCAUAAUUUUUGGCCCAGUUUGGAUCAGAUUCCUACAGACAGAAAGAUCAGCCCAUUAAAUUAUUAAUUGUGUUGUCUACAUGUACAUGUAUAUUACAGGUCAAAAUUAUACACCUAAGAUUAAGAUUUUUUAAUCAACAGGUUGAUUCUCAAUUUUCUUUGUCUCCUAGCCCUAAUUGAUGUAUAACAUUAUAGACUUAUGUAUAAUAAUGACGUUGGGCCAUUAUCAUGCUGACAAAUAAAUUGAAUCUUGUUAACUGGCUUAACAAGGCAGUUGUAGGCAGUUAGAAAUCAAGCAAAAGCAAUUAUCCAUGGAUUUGUGACAUCCCCGGCAGUACAUGCAAAUUUGAGUUUUCAAAUUAUUUAGGGAACAAUAAAUUGCUGACCAUGGGAGAAACCUGGCAUGGUUACAUGUAGGAAACAGUACAAAAUACCUGAUCCCGCAUAUUGGCGACACAUGGAAACCAGGCUUUAGUGGACAGUUUAUGACCGUGUAAUUUUUGAGUUCUCCUGUUAUUGUUAGUAAUGAUUCAUUUGCUUGUUGUCUUUAAUUUUACAGGUGAUUCGGGUGUGGUCUUUAAAAUCCACCCAGCCUAUAGCAGUGCUGCAGGGUCACACAGGCAUGAUAACGUCUCUCCAGGUACUAAAUGUCAAUGCUUUAUAGCGAUUUGAGUGUGACAUUAAGUUAUUAUUUGUGUGAAUAGUAAUUUAUUGACUGUCACAUUGUUUGUUUGUUUUUGUCAACAGUUCUGUCCAUCCCCAUUAAAUGAAUCCAGGUAAUGAUUACAAGUAUUAAUUAUAUAUUUUAUUAUUAUUAAUAAUAAAUUUAUUAUUUUUAUUGCACAAAUUACAUGUGCAUAUGAUCAAAUGCUUAUCAUUAUAAAAGCAUAUUUACUAACAAAAAACUAUAAAAAGUUGAAACUGCAUGAUUUAAAAUGUACAAACUAUUUAUUGAACCUAAUAAAAAGCUUUUUUAAAAAUGUCUUAAGCAAUAUUUCAAAAGUAUUAAAAUUUUCCUCGUUACAAAUAUUAUGGACAAUCUGUUCCACAAUUUCGGUGCUGCAGCCAAGAAGGCACAUUCACCAAGUCUUAUAUGAGUAUCAACCCUUGGAGCUUGUAGGAGGAGUCCUUUGUUUAACCUCAAGUUGUACCCUCCACUUUCCUUGAUAUUAAUAAGUUCACAAAUGUAACUUGGAGCAAGCGCAUAUAUUGCUUUAAAUGUAAUUAUCAUAAUUGUGAAUUUUAUCCUAAAUUUAACUGGAAGCCAGUGUAAUGAAUAUAAAAGUGGAGUGAUGUGUGAAAAUCUACAGUAAAGGUAUAUUAAAAAUCAAUCUUGCUGCAGAGUUCUGAAGGCAUUGAAGUUUUGUUGUAUAAAUAUAUGGACAGAAGACCAUGACAUAGAAUACUGUUACAGUAAUCAAUACAUCCUAUUACCAAUGUUUGUGUUGCUUUGGUACUUAAUUAUUUUCAUAUACGCCUGACAUUUGUGAGAUGGUAAUAUGCAGCUUUAUUAGAACUUUAAAAUACAGCCUAUUAAUAAAUAUAUUUUUUUAUUGCUUAGAUGUUUGCGAAAUUGUUUAAUUUUCAUUUAACACAACUUCAUUUAUAUAUUAGGCAAACCAGCCAACUUCCAUUUAUCUUGUGGUACAUUGAGGGGCUCAAGCCACUCAGAAAACCUACACAUGUCAGUUUAUUAGAAUAUAAUUGCAAUGACUGCAUGCUUUGUCCUUUCUUAGAUAUUUGGUCUCUACUGGUGGUGAUGGAACAGUUUGUUUUUGGAAGUGGGAUUUAUCCACCCUUAAAUUUGAGUAAGUACAUGUACUUGUACAUGUACAUGUAAAUACAGCAUAAUUUAUUGGUGCUUAAGACAGCAAGUAAAAUAUUACAUGUGAGUACCCAACAACUGAGUGUCUCUCUUAAUGUAAAAAGUGAAAUCAAUGGUGGAUUUCACCCUUUACCUUGGAAAAUAGUUUUAUUUCAGAAUAACAUAACUCUGAUACUGUACAAGGUUUACAUUUGGUUUUUUUUUUGUACUGAAAGAGUGUCAACAUUUUUACUUCAGACCCAAGCCCAUAAGGUUUAUUGAGAAGUCACGUCCUGGUACCCAGAUGGUGUGCUCAUCUUUCAGUCCAGGUCAGAAAAAAAUUCUGUAAUAAGGCCGAGUACAUGUAUGCUAGCAUUAGAUUUCAGCUGGUGUAUGUAUUGAGUUUUUGUGCAUUAUAAAGGUAAAUUGGUAACUAUAAGGAGAUUCAAAAGGUCAGACACAUAACAUGUACUUUGGCCUUGCUCUGAGAGGAAAAGUUUGAUGCACUCAACUCACUCCUUCAUUGAUUCAGCGGUGCAGAUUCUUCAGUGAUAUGAAUUGAAUUAAAAUGCAGCUGUAAACUUGUUUAGAAUAAAAUAUAAUAAUUAAUUGGCUUGGCUUGAUAAUGUACAUUGUACAUGUGGUGCUGGUACAGUUUACCUGACAGUACAUUUUAUAAUGGAAUGUAAAAUUAAUUCUUGUGAUUUACAGGAGGGAGUUUCUUAGUGUCAGGCAGCACUGAUCAUAUUAUCAGAAUCUACCAGAUGACCCCAGGACCCCCUGAAAGAAUUGCUGAGUUAGAUGUCCAUAAUGUAAGUAGACUUGUGUUGAUGUAUUUGCUCCCUCGGCAUGUAUAGUGUGUAGCUCCAAGUGAUCUGUUCAUAAUAAUGAACCUGUCCUCCGCUCGUAACAGUGCAUAAUGCUUUCUGGGUGCAGUGUAUGAGCACCCCAGGCCUAAGAAAAGACAGCCAUCUACCCUUAAGUGAGAUGCUUCAGGCACUGUGCUAAAAGUGGUAGUAUUUUGCUGUUGCGGACAGUUGCGGUCACCAAAUGAUGAAAUGCAAAAGAUUGAAAAGACAAGGAACAAUACCCACACCAAUAAAACAAAAGCAAGCAAAUGAUAGUUCUUAAAAAACCAAGAAACAUCCUAAAAGGGAGACUUCCAGAGAGCAUCAAGUUCAUACACUGUACCUGCUGUGUACCUAUUGUGUACAUGUAGAAUGCCUUGCAAUUUGACAGGUUCACUGGUGUUGAGGUGAAUGACAUGCUGGAGGAAAAUGGGAUUCAAAAUGGUCAUAAAUUAAUGAGUUUUUAUUUUUUCGUCAAAAGCAUUUUUGAAAAUCUACAUUUAAUGUUGUCAAUAUCUCUUAAACUAUUGGAGACAUUUUUAGUAUUCCUUUUCCUCAAACAAGGCUGUGCUCAAGCAGAGUCUGGUGGUCCUGCUGGGCACUCUGGAUUUUACGGGUUCAGAGCAAUGGGCCACCUUCAAUUUUCCUCAGUGCACAACCUUGUCAAAUGAAUUCCUUUGUGUUCAGAUUGUGCUUCUUUCCUUGACUAAAAAAGCCAUUUUUGUGACAUCAUCAAUAAUAAUAUUAUUCUGAUAUCACAAACAUGAAAUUUGAGAACCUUUUAAUUUACAGCCUGUAGAUUACUUUUUUUUCACUAUUUUGUCUUUUAGGAUCAUGUGGAUAGUAUCCAAUUUAGCCACAAGGGAGACAGGUAUAAAUUUAGUUAAUGAGUAGUACAAGGCUGUCCCCCAAGCUACUCUGAACUUGACUUCCAGGCUAUAUGUAACUUCCAGAGGAAAAUAGACAAAAAAGACAUCAACAAUGCCUAAGUGUUGUUUGCACGGCAACUUGAAAUCUUAGUGACAGUUGUGUAGUACACUGUGAUCUAUUACUAUUUUGACAUCAGUUUUCUUGGAAAUUUGAGAGAAAGGGAGCAUGAAUACAUUCAUGUAUUUAUAUGGACUUGCAUAUUAUUGGUAGAAACUAAUAAUAUACAAGUGUAUUUGAUUCUUACUGUUUUUUUUUUCAUUUUAUUUUAUGGUUUAUUAGGUUCCUCAGUGGUUCAAGAGAUGGCACUGCAAGGAUCUGGUAUUUUCACAGAUCUGCGUGGAAACAUAUUUUGGUUGAUGUCAGCAAACGACUUCCUGGGUAAGGUCAUGGUAUUCAACAAAGUGAAGCAUGUACAAUCAUUAUCAUAUACUUGUUUGUUUGUGUUUCAAUGCAGUACCUUUUCAUUUACGUAUAUUUUAUUCUGUGUACAUAUUGUAAUAAACUGUAGUAGGUUUCGUUUGAAAUGCAAAUUAAAAUUUUUCAGUGAUAGCAAGGAUUUUACUGUCACCUUAUGUUUCAUUUUUUGCCUGUAUUUUCAACUCCUUGUUUCAGUUCGCCGUUAGUGGAGGAAUCUGUUAGAGCUCUAAAACCAAGAGUGACCAUGGUGAGAUUUUUGCAAGUUUUUUGCAAAUGACACUGGAAUUUUUUCUUUGGUGAUCACACUGAGGGUGACUUGGCAGUAAAGCAUCAAGAGAAUUAUGCUGUGGUUAAUUAUAUUGUUUUCUGAUUAAGAAAUAAUGUUGUUGAGAAUUAAUUUUGACUAUUUUAACUGUCCUGAAAGGUUGGUUGGGAUCUUUGGGACCAGCAUGUUAUCACUGCUGUCAAUGACAACACUUUGAAGGUUUGGGAAGCUGCUACUGGAAAUCUUUCACUUGUACUUUCUGUAAGUUUUAUUGUUGUUCACUUCUGUAUUAGAAGCAUAAAAAAAAGGAGAAAAAAGUUCAGUACUAGAUUGUGGUGUCACGUGAGGAUGUACAUGUUUUAGUAUUUUAAGGUGGCUGAACACAGUUAUGGCAGUUUGUGAGUAUAAUGUCAUUUGCCAAAUCAUGGCAAGAGAAAGGUUGCAGCUCACAAGCUGAAACUUGGCAGGUGAAAAAUAUACUGAUGACAGAUUUUGACUGACAGGUAAAAUGUGACGUUUUUGAAGUUUCCAUGCCAACAUGAACGAUUGAAUGCAACCUUAAAAUUUCACGUUUGCUCAGUUUACAUAAAAUUCGCUCAUCAGAUUUUCCUAUAAACUUGCACACAGCUUACUAUAAUUAAUCAUUACCAUCUGAAACUUAUUUGACUGAAUUUUAACAAACGGGUUUUUAGAUAUAUCAAUAAUAUGAUUGUACUGUGAUUAUUAAAUGUGUGACAAAAUUCGUCUGUUGAACUUCCAUUUUAAAGUUCUUAUUAUUGAAAGUAUGAUAAAAGUAAAAAUUCUGCCAAAUAUCACAAAAUUUUAAUGAGCAGAUUUUGAGAAAUUGUCUUCUGUGCAUGUGUACCAUUCCUUUUUUUGCCACCAUGUUUGUUUGUCUAAUUUAAAACACGCGCCGUUGCGCGAGUUACCGCUGACCACCCGCAAAACUGUGUUCAGCCACCUUAAAUGGGACUUAAAGGUGAUGUACAUUCCUUAUCUCUCAGAGUGAAAUCAAUGGCUGUUGUAAAGUAGUUCUGUUUUUGGAAUAAGAAAACAAACCUAUUUUGACACCAUUCAAAUGAAAGUGAUUACAGAUUUUCAGGACUUGGCUCCAACAGAGGCUCGGUGCAACUUACUUUUUCCCUUGGAGAGAAGGAAAAGUUAGUCUUGUCACAACUUACAUAGUGGACACACUGGAUUUCAAAGACAGAGCAUUUUGGCUGCCUUCCUUUUGUUCUAAUUGCAUGUUUCUGUAAAAGUGAAUGAAUGAUCAUGAUCUUACCAUGGAGAUGUGGUGUGAUAAUGAACGUCUAAGUGGUUUAACUGAUGUCAAGCAUUGUGGUCCAAUAGUGAAUACCCACUGUAUGUGGGCUGCUGUAUCGAGUCAAACUGGCUGAGGCAUCUAGAGUGAUUUUCCGAGUAAAGCAAUGAAAAAAAAUACUGUAAUAAGUAAGUGCAGUGAUGUACAUGUUCUCUCUCUUUAUUUCAGGGACACCAAGAUGAAGUGUUUGUUUUAGAGGCUCACCCAACAGAUCCUCGCAUCCUUCUUAGUGCAGGUGCACUUCAUUACUUAAUAAUUAUGCCACGUUUUCCUUUAAAGCCAAUGCAAAAUGAUCCAAAAAUGUUGUACAAUGUUGGAUCUUUUACAGGUUGUAUGUGUAGUUUAACAAAUACACCUAAAAGUAACUCGAAGGUACACUGUAUUUACAAUAAUUUGGCAAACCUUAAGUUUUCUUUAUCAGAAUGCGAGAUGGUGAAUACUGUCAGCUUGUGGAAAAGUUAUUCCAACUUUUUAGUGACAAAAUGAAAGUAAUAUGAGACUGAGCCAGGAAUAAAAACAUUAUUGUUAUAACCCUUAUCUUGGAAAGUCAGUUAUACACUUGAUCCCUCGAGCCAGUUUUACUCACAGAGAGCCGAGACAUUAACUUGUCCUCAUCUCUUGCCUUAAGUUGAUAACCCCUAAUGCUGACAAAGUAUUUUUUCUAGAUAAAUACAUCUUAAACCUUUCUACACGCUUUUUCCUUCUUUGCCUCCCCUAAACUUGUCUGUACUUAUUGAACUGUUUCCAUCAAUAACUUGCUUUAAUUUGUUUUCCCCUUAGGCCAUGAUGGAUAUGUCAUAUUAUGGGAUCUGAGGAUUGGAGAGAAAAUAACGAGCUUUUACAAUUCUGUAAGUUGCCCCUGCUCUGUUUCUUCUUUUCAUUUUUAUUGCUGCUCUGUACAUUGUAGCAGCACCUGGUGUAGACUGUGAGUGGUCGUCCUUCUUUUCUCAGAGCCAUGUGCAGCGAGCGAAAAGGUUUGCAUUCUACCUUGUCUCAAAGUAAAAAUAAGAGACUGCUCGAAACCUACACCUGGUGGUCUCCCUAUGACUUACUUUUAUCGCUGGGUUACCGAUAAUCUUAAUGUUUGCAUAAUUAUUAAUUCUAUGCUAGGCUCUCUGGAUUCCAAAGGCUGAGAGCUUUUGGGCUCCCUUCUAAGUGAAUAUCCCUGGUUGUUGGCAACAAAAAUGUAUAAAAAAAUCUAAUGGCAGGCUAGACUUGGAGUAGUCUGUCAUUUUCUGCAGGGAUAGUAGAGUGAGUGGGUGUAAAAACUGCCGCCAGUGAGAAAGGAGAGGAUUCACACAUGCGCUUGAGUACAGUAUUAGCCUCCCCUAGUAUCCCUGAGGAGAAUGACGGACUACAUGCACUUGUUGUCUAGCAGCCGCUAAAUUAUAAAUUUUUCUUCAAAAUUUUAUUCAGCACUAACAACCUCUAAUAUUCUAAUUUUUGUUACUAGUUAAUUGUUUUUGCUAAUAUUCAAGUUACGUCACUUUCUGGAAGAACUUCUCAAUAGACUGAGAACAACUGUUAACAAUCCAUCUUAUCUAUUAUCCCACUGUUCUAUUUUUGAUUUUUGUGUUGUUUGUUAGCUUGAAGGCCAAGGUCAUGGAGCUGUGUUUGAUUGUAAGUUUUCAUCUGAUGGCCUGAAGUUUGCAUGUACAGACAGUCAUGGACAUCUCUGUAUCUUUGGAUAUGGCUCGAGUGACCGAUACAGUCGAGUAAGUACCUUUGUACUUUUUAUUACUACAUGUUCUUUCAAGAAUCUGCCUUUUACUUCUGUGUGAUUCACAUGCGGGCUAACUACUCUGACUAAUACAGGUUAUUACUUCUUUUACUCAUUCUAAAAAUUCACUCCAAUGAAUUUCAACAGUUAGAGCACUCGUACACCAACUUCUGGAUCUUUUUACGGUUUUUUUUAUUUCAACAUUUCAGUUCAUAAACCCUAUUUUUGUGUCUCUCCACCUUACAGCAUGGUGAAAAGUCCAUAAGUUAUGUCUGUUUAAGGGAGUUGUUUGUCUUAACAGAGUUGGCUGUUAAUAUAGAGUUGAUUGUACUGCAUGUACAUGUACUGUAUGUAGCAUAGCUUUUAUUUUCACAAACCUUUUGCUCUGUUAUUGGCUGCUUCGCGGGCACAUGACGUCUUUUAACCUAACAGUUUCCCGUCAAACAUUUCUGCGCGUUCAACAUUGCAAAGUAGGACAUCAAAAGGUAACGUGUUUCUGGAGCCAAAACUCGAGUAGACGUAAUUGUCAUGGUGCAAGGUCGCAUCCAGACUAAUACACUGUGUUUGUUAUUAUCUGACAGGUUCCGAGUGAGCAGUUUUUCCACACGGACUACAGACCUCUCAUAAGAGACUCCAAUAACUAUGUUCUGGACGAGCAGGUACUGUUUAUACAUAUACUGGGCUGGUGAUUAAUACUCUACGCCAUUUUUCAAUAGCAAUAUUUCUUCACGCAAAGCAUGAUAGUUUUGUUGAGCUUGUAACAGUUAUGAGAAUAAUCGCCUCCUUUCUCUAAAACGCCUCGUUUUGGAUCCCCAAAAUUAAAACAAACAAACAAAAAAACUCGCUGGGUGUCUAUAAGAUCAUUUACAGCACACUUUUAGUAGACUUUUAGUUAAAUUGUCAUAUACUUUGUUUCAGACGCAGACAGACCCACACCUUAUGCCGCCUCCUUUCUUGGUUGAUGUGGAUGGUAACCCCCACCCUAUCCAUUUCCAACGCUUGGUACCAGGCCAUGGCAGUAAUGUGCGCGGCCCACCCAGGCCAGCACCUCAGCCACCCCCCACCCCUAGGGAGGAUGUACCACCUCUUCUGGCUGAAAUAGAAGCUGCUGAAGCUGCUGAGGCUCAGGGCAGAGUCCCCCUACCAGGUUUGUCGCUCAAGACUAUUUUUGUUAUGUCCAUAUCCAUUGCACAAAUGUGGAGUAACUACGAGCAGCUGAAUUUUUUUAAUAUUUUGCAACUGAUCCACAUAUUUGUGCAAUGGAUAGUUCCAGGUCCUCAAGCGCUGUUCCUUCUGUAAGAGAAUUAUGACGUAUAUAUAGUUAAAAAGCGUUACGAAGUUCUAAAUUUCGGAAACUUCAUAAAAUGUCCAAAGUGGUUUAGCCCUAUCGUGUGUUAGUAGACACAGCUUCGUCCAUGUAACAAACCUGGUUCUGGAGGGAGGAGAUCAGGAAGCUGUAUACAAAGCGAUGCAGAUCUUCCUUGUUGAUGCAUUACCAUUAAUUGGGGUAUGCGCGUGAGACAUUGUCUUUGUUGUGUCAAGGUGUGUUUCCGGUGUGGGGGGAGGAGAAGCUGUAUACAAAUCGAUGGCGUAACCUCCACCUAGACCGGCCCAUACUGCUAUUUAAACCAACACCAACCUACAGUAGUCUAAUAUCUAAGUGCAUCUCUCCAAUAUAUUCGCAGCUCUUCAGUCCCCACCUCCCCAUGGCCAGGGCCCAGUACCUCCUCUGCAGAGCCCGGGGGGAAGUCGUAAUCAAGGCAUGCGGCAGAUGGGGGAUGUUGAAGGAGUGCGAUUGGUGCACGGUAACAUACCCGUCAUUCAGGAUGUAUCUGAUGCUGAUAUUUCUGCCUGGAGAAAUAGAAGAAUUGUGCCUCCUAGGAAACCCAGUGUUGCUAAGUAAGUUCUUAUGGAGUACAUUAAGUUUGUGGCUGCGUUUUAUAUUAGGACUAAAUUGUAAGCAUUCUUUUCGACAGGCAAUCACCCCAAAUGCCAAGAUUUGGAGGUUGUUUAUGAGAAGUUCCAGUCAUAGUUGUUUGACCGGGAAAACGGAUUAUGGCAUGUGAGGUGUCACUGAGCACUUCGAGGUUUCAAAAUACUUCUUAUUACUGCACUCACCGAACCUUAUUAAAAAUUAGGAUUAAAAAAUCAUCUCCUUCUCCUGCAUUUCUUUUUUCAAGCACUUUUGGCGGAACGACGCUUAUCGUAAACUCACGAAACCAUACCCAUGAGAAGUGUGCUACUAAUAAGAAAUUCCCAAACAAACACGUAUAAUUCGAUAACAGGUGGCAUGACUUUGUAACAUGUUCUGUAAUUCGUCGGGGGAGGACGUGGCCUUCAAUCUUUAUAUAAUUUGAUUUGAUUUAAUUUUCUUACUCCAAGGUGUGGUGAAGAAAGACGCCUGCUGUUGGGUAGAGAAGAAAUGCUGCACUAUCUCAGAGAAAAGAAAAGGCGCGCUUUGCCAUCAACAUCAAAGAGGGUAAGAACCAGUAUCCAAAAUUGUCAUUACAUGGAUCAUUCAACUGUACUGAAAAAAGAAUUGAGUGACGUACGCGCCAAAUCAAGACAGAACUGGUACAAAGAUGAUGCAGUGGAGCUUUCAUCCAGGGGGCAGUGUCAGGACAACUUUCCCCUGAGGGGUCCGUUUCUUGAAAGUGUCGAAAGCUGUUUCAAUAGUUUUGCAGAUAACAUGGUCACACUAUCGGUCAGCAAAACAAAGUUGACUGGUUUGUUAGCUGGGACCUGCGCUUUCAUCCUUUAGAUUUCGGCUACGGACCCGAAAAGUUAUUGGGCCUUUUGAGAAACUGCUCCCCAGAUAGGGUCUUUCCUCCAAUAUGAGUCAUUGGUACUUCUUUCUUUCGAGAACAAACUUUGUUUCCCCCAAGUAGGCGUCCCCUGAAUCUUGGUGUGACUUUAUUGAACAGAUAACAGUUCAAGUGCCAGAAACACGUCCUGUAGAAGAAAGGCCUAAUCAAGCUGCCCGCCGCACCUCAAACCGGCGGACGGCAGGACAGCACUCCCGUGGAACACGGCGGCCUGCUUACUCCACCAGGGCUGCCGCUGCUUUAGAUGUGGAGGAAUCUGCUGAAGAAGAGGCAGCAGCCACGCCCAGUGACACUGAAGAGGAGGAUGACGAGGAAGAGUGGUCUGAAAGUAGCAGGUGAGUUUGGAGAAGAUACAGGCUCAAAAACUGAACCUGUGAACUUGCGGCUGUUUAGCCGUUUACGAACAGGAUGGCCAGGAUCUGAUUUCUCUUUACAAUGCUCCCCGCCCCCUGUCUCCCGCUCUUUAGGAUUAACUAAACAUAAAUAUCACGAAAAUAAGUAGCCUUCAACGCACAAAACUACGAUCACGCCAUUGCUACAACAACAACCAAAAUACCCUGAUCGCAGGCUACUUACGCAGCCGUUCAUUUUUUCGUUACACAACGGUCCUUGCCACUUCGCGUGAAGAGACACUUAGAACAGCGGUGUAGUAGACCUUUCCUCGUCGAUGUUAAUAGCAUCAUAAAGAGAACAGUGUUGAGCAAGUUCUAACGAAAGUUAUUCCAAUGAAAGAUGCUGAGUAGUACUUUACUGAGUUUACUCUGUGGUGCAAUUCAAAGCACUUUCUAACUUAAGUUCCUAUAAUGCCCAAACAGACAUCAAUGUACGUUUUUCUUUCAUUAAUAUGUAGUGAAUCAAGCGAAUAUUCGGACUGGACCGAAGAAGUAGGUCUAAGAACGCAACAGCAGACCGAAAAUCGCCGGCCACGUCGGGUGUGUAGAGUGCUGAGUACAUCUGACGAGGAAGGAGCAGAACCGUCAUCGGCGACAGCAGCUCAGCCAGGACCGAGUUCACCUCAACGCCAGUCCAAAGCCAAGAAGGAAAGCAAAAAAAGCAAAAAACCCACCAAGAAAAAACGAGUACGUAACGCCUUUGUUAGCCAUCUUCGUUGCGUUAAAAGAGUAUCAACUUAAACGUAGUUCUCCUAGACUACGAGCGAUCUCUCUUUUUCUUCAGAUUUAGUGAGGGGAGUGCACACGCACGCGCGUGGUCAUUUGCGUUUCUCGCGCGUUUUGCUCGAUGGACCUAGGAAGAAAAAAGACUGCUCGUAGUCUACAUUUUUCUAGGUCAUCAACUUCUUUUUUUGCUCGGUGCAAUGUUGUGAUAAUUGAACGAAUGUCGGUGCGUCCAAAUCUUACGUAAAGCUAUAAAGCUUUACUCUUGCAGAAAAAUAAGCACGAAAAUUCCUCUCCUAACCGAAUCCCACAUAGAUUAUCAUGUGGCCUUUUUGCCGAAAUUUAACUGUGACUACAGACGCCUUUCUGCUACAACAGGUCAAGCUUACAGUAGCGCACGAAAGUCCCGUUUUCUCGGACUAAAAAACGACUGCAUUUUCUUAAGUCUUAACUAACCUUCUUGAAUAUUGAAAAAGCAUAUAACUUAUAGGUGGAACACCCACCUACAUGUAUCAUACAGAGAAACAUAACUGGGGUUGGAGUGCAAAACGGUGCUAAGGUUAUGACUUAAAGCUAAGAACAUAUGCUCUGGCUUGCUGACAAUUCUUGGUUUCUUGUUUUCAGCCAUCAAAGAAGCCUAAAGUGGAUGAAGUACAGGAACUGCUUACUUUGUACCAACCACCUGAUUGGCUGACGUGUACAGUCAAUCGUAUAUCACCUUAUGUGCCGCAAUUAGGAGAUGAGGUAAACUUCAUUCUUGCUCCUCUAUCAGAUGAAGUGGUUUUCAAUUCGCCACUUUGCCGGUCAGCUAUUGGCCAAUUUUUUCCCCUUUUCCUAGGAAUAAUCCCAGAAGUCUUUGCAAAAGUUAACUCGGCCCAGUUCCCCUGUCGUAUAUUUGACCAAUCAUUGGUUUGUUUUCUCUCGUAUAUUUGACCAAUGAUUGGCUAGUGUUCAGUCUCCUUACCGCGCUCAAAUGAGUAAACAAAGAUGGCUGCUUUCCGAAACAUUGUUGUGGCCGGAUCGCCAUCUUUGUUGUGGUUAUGUGUGUACAAAAAGAGCUUUAUCGACCGAAAAAUUGCCGUAAGCGAUUUGAAACAUGCUUGUCUGACAUCACCUUGAGUUUCUUGUCAUGUUAACGUCCAUUACUUGGCACACCGACGACCUGUUGAAGGAUGAUCCUCAUUCGAAGUUCGAGUUAUCAAUUUCAGCCGCUCAAAAUUACGUGUUCUGCGAAAAGUACGAAAGCGCAAAAAAAUGGAACUUUUCGCGCCUGCGCAGAUAAAAGUCUCUUGUUUGACCAAUCACAACAGACAAACAAACCAAUGAACUAGUGAGACCUCAAAGUGGAAGUGUGAAGCCAAAUGUUUGGGCAGGAAAGCGCGGGUGGAAUAGUCUUUAAAAUUCAUUUCAUUUUGCUUGUGAUUGGUUCAAAGACCUUGAAAUGUUAAACCACAAACAAUGAUAUUACUUACAUGACAACGGCGGUGCAUUUUUAAGUUUACCUUCCCUUUUUUUUUUGCAGGUGUAUUAUCUUCGUCAAGGCCAUGAACUUUACGUCAAAGAGGUUAUGGCUAUAAAGUGUUACGAUAUCAACCCUAAGAAGCAAUGUUACUACAAACUUAGACUAAAGGUGUGUCAGUGUGGCUUGUUUCUCUCCACUUCUAGUCUCAAGCAAUCGUUAUCCUUCCCGCUUGUAUUAGUUAAUUAAUUUAUUGUCCUGCUGACUUGUAUAUUUAAUUACUUUAUUUAUUUAUUUAUUUAUUGUUUUUCUGUGUUAAACAGGCUGAAGAACUGUGCCGGAUUGUCAGUUUACAUUACUCAGCCGGCCCACCAACCUUGUGCUGUUUAAAGCUUGGUAAUAUUAACUAUAUUCUACUCCUAUGCUCCACCUUGUUUUAGUCAGUAUGUGACCCAUGUCUAACUAGUGUCAAGGAACUGGAAAAAUAACUCCGUUAUGAAGGGCUUUCAUUGCUCGUUUGGUUGAUUACGUGACCGAAAAAGGUUUCUCGAUUUAGAGAAGAGAAUUCAAAAGUCUUUGCUUCACUAGAGUUUUCUCGGGAAUCUAAUUUUCCGUUUUCCCAGCGUUCAUGUUUAGUUCUCAUCUGCCAAAACUUACCAAAGUAACUGGGAUAACAGGCUACGCGGAAUAGCAAGAAAAGUAGUUUGGAGACAAAGCGUAAUGUUAGGGUACGGUACGCUCUAUAAUUUGCUGAUAGAAAGAAAGCCAAAAGUAGUGGUUAACUGUUUGUUGCUAUAAUUGCUAUGGAGAUUUGCUGGCGGAGAUUUGGGAGAUUUUUUUGAUAACUACAGCUUGUAAUCGUGGACACAGUAUUUGACCACACGCCUUUUCCCACGCUGGGCCGAGGCGACAUUUAUUUUCUCUGAAAUCUGAUUGGUUCAUUUGUGUCUCUGCAUGCUGUGAUUGGCUCGAGAAUUUACUUUGGCUUUGAUUCUACAACACUCAUUUGAGAACCGCUAAAUGUUAACUUGUUUUAUCUUUCACAGCGUUAAUAAAUCCCGAAACCGGAAGCAGUACUGGAGCAACAUUCACUGUAAAGUAAGUGGAAAUGCAUGCCAGCAAAAACUUCUGGCGUGGACCGGGUUGAAACGGGCGCGCGUUGCAACUUUGUGAGUCUUUUUCUAUAAAACUGGUUGUCUUGUCGGCACAAAAGCAUUUAAGAACUUUUUUGUCCUUUUAAUUGGAACCGUAGUGUCAAAGUAAGACUCUGUUUCCUUUUAGGAGUUCCCCGAGGAGGACAUAGUCAAAGAUGUGACUAAAGUCUUAUAAUGACACCUUUUGAUAUUAGAUGCAUUUAAUGUAGUCUCUUUUGUUGAUACUCGGCUCCAAUAUAUAUUCCUUUGAUUUUGUGUUCAUUGCCAGAUAUCAUGAUAUGCCAGACGUGUUAGAUUUCCUCAUUUUGCGACAAACAUAUGACCAGUCAAUAAGCAGGAACUGGAGACCAGGUGGGUUGGGUGGUUACAUAUUUUUCACAACACCUGAAUUUAAUCCAAAGUUAUUUAAUCUUGACAUGGUUGUUGAUGUAAUACUUAUGGUGCUUUGAGUUUUCUAUGGUGCUAUUGGCGUACACUUCUUUGGGACAAUACUGGUAUAGCUGUAUGCAAGAUUACGGCAGUGUCACGGUGUAUCAUUGUUGCGUGACUCUUCCUGAGGGCUUUCAAGAGUAACACCACAGGCAUUUGUUUGAGGCUUAUCUUCUGAAAUUAACAGAACUAUGCUAUAGGACUUUGCCACAGUCUUACUCUUUAAGCGAGCAAACUUGCACUGUAAUUCAAAAUAAGUAUGCUUUGUUGACACGCCUUUUAUUAUCUUUCUUCUCAUUCGAUGUAGUCACGCGUCACCAGAUAACAUGUAAUUCGCAUUACGGUCAACUCCCUUUAUUGCGGACACUGUAGGGACCUUGAGUUAGUGUCCUUAUUAGCGAGAGUCCGUAAUAGCGGGAGUUUAUUUCAGUCAAACGUCUGUAAUUUGUUUUUACCGGGGAUUUGUAAUUUGUUUUUACCGGCUGUUGUCCGUAUUAUUGGGGUGUCCGUUAUAGGUGGGUGUCCGCAAGGCGGGAGUUGACUGUACUAUGCUCCUCUGUGAAUGGUUGGUUUUCAACUGCUGUGAUAUGCGCUUUUUUAUCCUCGCUGUUGCGGUGAGAUUGCUUUCCUCGGCACUGGUCUCCUGUUAUUGGGUAUCCAUGCUUCUGGAACUUCCAUUCCACUCUCCCUGUUGAUGUUGUAAGUUUUAGGUGGACGCGCUUCUUUGAUCCUGUUUGUCUAACGAUCAGUAAGCUUUGGAAUAAAGUAAGGUGGUUGGUUGUUUCACUGUUUUUUGUCUUCACAGGUGAUCGAUUUCGCAGUGUUAUCGACGAGACCUGGUGGGCCGGUGAAAUAACUGAUAGAAGUCCUUUCCAAACUGAGUUCGUGGAAUCUCAUUUUCAGUGCUUCACUGUCACGUAAGAAAUUAAAAAUAAAAAAUAAACUUUUAGCUAGUCCUAAAGUUUAUGACUUACGUUUCAACAUCUCCCAACACUUUGUGUAAUGUUUAAUAAAGGACUGGCGACGUCUUUGUGAAUUUUUUAACCGGAAUAGAGCCCAACAUGUUCAGCAGAGUUCAACAUGUUGAGUGGCCUAAUUUGAUGUUCAACAUUGAAUGAUACAGUGUUCAACAUUUGAUGAACAAGACCUGCAACAUAUAUUGUUCUAAGAUUGCAAAAGUCGAACCUGUCAGGAACCAUGUCAGGAAAAGCAUUUUUUUGUCCUCAAGUUUUCCCUUUUGAACUCAUCAGACGUCGAUGUGUCUUACACUUUUGUUUGAAAGAGUACAACAAAACUGCGCUGGCAUAGCGAGUCACUCAGUGCCAGGCUUUAUUUUCCUAAUACAACCUCGCACCGCUCAUUUCUUUAAGUAAAGUCCUGGACCUAACAUAUUUUCUAUUGAAAUGUUUACAAUGUGUGGUGUUUUUAGAUGGGACACGGGCGAAGUAGAGCGAAUGAGCCCCUGGGAUCUACAGCCUGUCACAGAACGAGGUAAAUAAGUGCUUUCAUUUCUUUGCUCAUGUACCUUCAUGUAUUAAAUUUCAAGUCUGCUGGGUUGGGGUAGAUGCAUUUAGAUGGCGGGGAACUGAACUGUUGGGAAGUCAUUUUACUUUUAUUUUUCCUUUUUUUCCUAUGAUAGACCGCGGGGAUAAUGUUACGAGAGUUUUGACUGUUUGUUUUUUUGUGUCUGUGUCAGACCCGGGGAACCCCGACCUCUCGGCCCAAGACACGGACGCCUCAGGCGCAGCAACAAGUAACAUACCCUUGACCGAUGAGGAACGGCUCUUACUGGCGUAUGAACCGGAAGAUUCUGAUUGGCUCGGUGAAGGACGAGAUGCAAUGACCGAGCGACUUGUUGCGGGACUCGAGGCCCUGAGUCAGCUAAAUUUUGCUGGUCCUUUUGUUUACCCCGUGGAUGUACAUGCGUAUCCUGAUUAUUGGACUGUAGUACCUUAUCCUACUGACUUGAGCAACCUGCGAGAAAAGCUCUUAAAUAAAUAUUAUCGGUAAGACCUGCUCUAUUAGCCUGCAAAGAUAACCAAACCUAUUAAUAUUUCCUUUCUGCUUGCUAUCCAUUCACCUUGCGUGCAGUACCUGCUUUUUUUUCUUUAGAGAGGAGAAGGAGUAAAGGAGGUUCCACCGAUCUGAAUCGUGUCUGGGGCCCUUUCCCCAAGAGGCCAGGAAACAUUUCAGGCCAGAAGACAAAUUUUAACAUCCAACACUGUUGAAUAGGUAGCGCAGUUGCUAGGCCACAGUUUGUUUCGUAAAAUGAUAGUUUCAUUGUGUUAUUUUCAAAUUUAUUGAAACUUUGAUCUCGAAUGCAAAGACAACAAGCACAAAACAGCCUUCCGGGCCCGAAAAGUUACCGGGACUUUCGAGAAACGGGCCCCAGGCCUUUGAAGUCGCCGAAGUCCGAACUUCUGGACUAGUUAAUCUUGUCGGCAUGGUUGUCACAGGUCAGGAAAUGGUCAGGGAAGCAAAAAAGUCUUCAAGGUCAGGGAAAAGUCGGGGAAUUUCACUUUAAGUUAAGUCAGGGAAAAGUUAAUUUUUACUUAAUUUCUAUCCGCCGCUAAAAAUCGCUUAAAUCUGUGGUAUUUUUUUUUCCCAGACGAGUAGCAGCUCUUCAAUGGGAAGUGAAACAGCUGGAGAAAAAUGCCCGACUCUAUAACGAGGAAGAGAGCCAGAUUGUCAGAAACUCAUCCAAGCUCGUGUCUGUUCUAAAUACAUUCAUCAGGUAGAGGACAAAUUCCACUACAGUCAAAUCCCGCUUUACGGACUCCCCUUUAAUCAGUUUUCUUUGUCCCUGGGGAAAGCCCUUACAUUUUCUCUAAAUUCAACCCGCUUAAUACAGACACCCGUUAUUGCGGACAACGGACACUUAUUUCUUACCCAAUCAACAGUUCUCAUAGAAAGCCAACCUCGCUAAUGCGAACACUUCAUUAUCAAGUGGCUUGUAAAAUAGACCUUUCCUUUUUGAAGCUAUAAAAAGAAAGUUCUGUUGACAGCCCGUCGAUGUUCCCAGCGCUACAGUACACCGGAUAGGAUGAUUUGUAGACGUCAGAUUUGGACUAAUUUUGGCAUCAGACGAUUUAUGCAGAGAACGGUUUUGAUUAAGUAAUUUAAAGAUGAGCGAUUUUUUAGUGUUUCCCUCAUUUAAUCCGCGGAAUGACAGCUCUGUUUAGCUUUAAACCGUGUUUAACGUGUUUAAGCUUUGGUGUGAAUGGGGCUUAAGAUAGCUACACCGGUGUGCGGAAGCUCAUAGGCUCACAAUUCCUGUUGGGGACUUGGAUGUUUUCUUUGUCCCUUGCUCGUUACAUGUUGAUCACAUCAUUUCUUAUUUCUUCACCGUGCUUAAAAUUUACCAUCAUUCUUUAGUUAACACACACAUGACGAUUUCGACAUUGCUGAUCCUUGCGGUACGCAGAGCGCAUGUCAUACAUGAACCUUGUAUAUGGCCUAGCUUGCCACGAGUCCUUCGUAGCUCAGUGGUUAGAGCAUCCGACCGGUGUACAGAAGGUCAUAGGAUCAAUUCCUUUCUUUGUCCCGUGCUCGUGACAUGUUGAUCACAUCAUUCUCAAGACAGCUUUUCUCAGUCCUCCAGAACCCCCAAGAAAGCAAGGAACUCGAUUUUGAAUUCGAUUUUUCCUUCUCGACAAAUCCUAGUCACUCCUCUUGCGCCGAACAAAAUGACAGAAAACGUGUUUGGAAAAAAAAUAUUAUCCUAAUUAACUGAGAUCGUUUGAUUCGUUUUAAAGGGACUCCUCCUGUAACGAUAUACUUUCACUUUGUGGGGAUGAAGAGGCAAUCGAAGGUGAUGUGGAGGUAUGGAAAUAACUUAUUGUUAUAAGAAACAAAUCUGAUUUUCCUCAUGACAGCGGUUAUGUUAUAUUGAUGCGUUGCACAAGCUUUUUCUAUUUUAGAACUCACCUUUCUAAUGGUUUCUUCUUAUUUUAUAAAUUUACUUUUCGAACGUAGCUUGGACAGAAAAGCAACGGCAUCUACUUUUACGUUUGUUUCUGCAGGUAAAAGUUGACAAUAUGUCUGAAGAAUCCGCUGAUGAAGGAGACACCUCCCAGGUACAACAUGAAAUUCCUUUUUUAUCAAAAUUAAGUUUGUCUGGCUGACUAACUGAACGACCAACUUACUGACUGAGUGAUUGACUGACUGACUGACUGAUUGAUUGAUUGAUUGAUUGAUUGAUUGAUUGAUUGAUUGAUAGACUGACCGACCAAUCAUAACCAUUGCCGCUGCGAUCAAUAGAUUUUUAAUCAAGAUAAGCGCUCUUAAUUCAGUUUCAUUUCUUUACAGGAUUCCGGUGUCUCGGGCUCACGGAAAAGAAAGCGAGUGAGUAAAACUUGCCUAGUCUUAUUUCAUUGUCGUGAAACCAGAGGCCCAAAUGUUAUCAUCGGCCAAGAUGUUACUGUGGGGUCGCCUACUUUUUAGGCAAUCUAGUUUCGGAUCUAUAUCACCCAUUUCUUUCAAAGAUUCUUUCGGACUGUCUUGUGACUAGAACCAGACGCCAACCAAAUAUAGUUCUGUGCUUGUCAUUACCUCUGAAGUCCUAUACCUUUCCGGAAACUACUCACCUACCCCUUCCCUAAGCCAACAUUUUUCCCCAAGUGAGAAGUGAGUGUUAAUGUUGACUUAGGGGAGGGGUAGGUGGGCAGUUUCCCAAAAACGUAUAAUGAUCCGGAGUCUUUUGAUGUGUAUGAAUACAGUUCACCAAAUGGAAGGUGCAUUCUGAAACCGGAUUCAUAUUCUCAUCUAAGAUUGUUUACUCCUAACUGGAAAGAAGACCGAAAAUUCAAUCACAGCGUCCGGAUUUAUAGUGGUUAACUUUACUAUUUCAACUUAAGAAUGAGAGCUUUGUAUAUGGGAGACUCUUCAGUUGUCAUUAAUGUUAAGUUCCAUUUUCGUUACCUUCAAGGAGUCGAGUUCCGAACGUCCAAACAAACAAAUCAAGAGGGAACAGCCGCCAUCACCACCAGUGGAGGUAAAGCGACAUAUUUUUACAAAAGAUUGUUUCUAUAAGGACUGGAUCAUAUCAAAAACAAACUGAAAAUAAUUCAAUCUAAUCAUUUUUGGUUCGCUUACAAAAAUAUCCACACACAUAGGCACCCGCAAGAUAACGGCAGUGUUACGGCAUGUUGUUGCGUGACUCUUCCUGAGGGCUUGCAAGAGUAACACAACAGGCAUUUGUUUGAGGCUUAUCUUCUGAGACAAAACGGAGCUAUGCCAUAGGACUUUGCCACAGGCCUAUUCACUUACAUGGUAUCUCAAGUAUGCUUCACGUUAAUGUGUCCUAUAGUGCUUUAUUCCCUCCUGUCGUCGUCGUUCUUGUUGUCUUGGUUACGUCUCUUUAAAAUGUCGUUAUCCGACAAAGAGCUUGCAGACUUCUUAGCCUACUUCAAGCCGCUGGACUAAGAAUCGCGGGCUUCUUGAAAAGCAUCAGUUUUCUGAUUUAUCGCGUUUAAUCGCGUGUUUUAUCCUUUCAGCCGUGGUUGCAGUCUGCGCAUGAGCUGUUAGAUUUCUUAGUGUCACGUGAAGAUGCAACGCCCUUCCGACAUCCCGUGGAUCUGAAUGAAUGGCCGGUAAGUAAAAACCACAAAGUGAUAAACAGGAUAGUCUUUCAAUCAUUACAUUCAAUGUAGUGGCUCAGCUUUCCUUGUCCUUUAGGAUUACACUGAUGUCGUUGCUGAACCGAUGGAUUUUAGCACGGUGUAUCAACGGCUAGAAAACAAUUUAUACGAGGACCCAGAGGCUUUUGUCAGAGAUGUGCGGUUAAUUUUUUCCAAUUCAAGAGCUUACAAUACAAUGCCAAGAUCACGGGUAUGUUUAGUGUGUGAUACGUUAAUACGCAAUCAGGAUGAGGGGGGAAAUAACCUUAUUCGAAUAAGUUGAGCACAAAUGAACAAGCUAGUUUUCAUUGCAAUGCCUCCGACCGAAAGACUUCGGGACUUAUGCCGCUCUAUUGUCAGGUGCUUCAACCAGUUGCAAAAAUACUUGACGCGCCGUCCCUUAUUUUGGCUCAAAUGGCCUGUCCAUGAUCUUGUGCUUGUAAUCCCGCCUCCUUCCCUUGUCAAAGUUGCCAGCAAUACAAGACCAUGCCCAAAACUUGGAGGAACAACUUUGAAUGGAAGGGAGGGAGGGGUUGAGUGUUAUAUCUUUCACUUACGGGUGAGUAGCGGCGAUUUGCAGUGAAAAAGGCCGGUUUUUCGUCGGAGCGUCUCAUCAUUACGUUCAUCAUUUUUGCCACUGGUUGUAGCAAUUAGACAAGCGAAGAGGGAAAACACUUUAUAAUUCAAAACUGGAGAAGUACGUUCGUACAGAGUACGGCUAGAAUUUAAGGGUGGGCAUGGGGUACAAGUUUCCCCAACUACGCUUUGCGGUGUUUUGUUUUAUUUUGUUUGUUUUACGUUAAGUUAACAGUAAUCCAAGGUUUAGAGGUCGCUAUCAGUACGUAUAUUACCAGCUCUACACUUAAAAGUACCGAAGCAAACGUAUCUUAUUUACAACCACGAAGCAAAUGAACACGCCACUUUUCAUGGCAAUGCCUCCGACUAAUACACUACGGUAUUUAUGGCGCUCUUAUGUGCCAGCAGAUAAGCACAUGAAGUGGGGAAACAUUUUACCAUAGUUAGUAUAGAAGACUGGGUAUGAAAGGCAGCAAACAUUAAAGGAAAAAAUAACGGUGCAGCAGUUUAUGUUGGAAGCUCCCUGACCGUGCACAACCCUUUGCUAUUUGUUCACAAACAAAUAGAUUAAUUUUUAUUGGUCAUUAAGAUCAAAAUGAUAGGAAUGCUAGUGAAUGUUGUGCACCUUCAGGGCCACAAAAACAUACAACAAACCAACCAUUCCACUUCAUUAACUUUGAAGGAUGGACAUGGAGCAGAAGUUACCAACCAGAGUCUAGGGGUUGCGGUGUUUGAUUUGAUUUGGUUCACUUUCGAACGGUCAUUCAAAUUUUAGAGCUCGUAGUGAAUUCGUAGUAGGAGCUCUAAACUCGAAAUUACCGAAGCAAACGUUUUUUUUUAUGACAGCCACGAAACAAGCAAACUGAUUAACCUUGUUAGUCGCUUGCUUGCCCCCUGCCUCAGUUAAUAUUUCUUUACAUGACCUUUUUUUGCUUGCUUGUUGUUCCUGAUUAAUCCUUCCUCUCUUGUUCAUUAGAUCUACAGCAUGACGAUUCGCCUUUCCGCCAUGUUUGAAGAUCGUGUCGACAGCGUUCUUAGAGACUGGUACGAGUCUGCAUCAGGAGGAGCUCGCCGUACAAGGCUGCGGACGAUGCGUUUGUUAGAGUCUCAUGCACCCAUUAGCAGCCAUGCAUCCCGACAGCGUAUGCCUCACUCAGGCGACCAUGCUGCUUCCAGCAGCAGUAGAGCCUCGUCUUCAGGCCUAGACCCGAGUUUCGAGGCUGUUAAUACACGCGAGAAUAGAACUCGUUCAUUAGCUACUCGCGCGGCGACAACUUCCGAGUUAGACCAAAGAAAUGGCCAGCGGUAUCCUUCACGGACAGAAACCCGUUCGAGUUCUCGAGCAAACCCACAAUCCCGCCACGAGCGGGAUGAUGAUAAUGUUUUCGAUAAUGAUGGAUUAUCAGGAAUUGGGAGGUCUACAAGGUCGACGAGAUCAAGCGCGCGACGUGAACUUGUUAUGCGAAUUCCUACUUCAAGGAUUCAGCAAAGUAUAGAGGAGGAAGCUGUUUCGAAUGGUCCUGUCACAAGUAGGUAUGCAACUCGUAGGACCUCGUCUUUAGCGCAGAGUUCUACAAGUGUUAACGAGGAAGAGUCAGACGAGGAUGAGUGCGAGGAAGAGGGAGAAGAGGAUGAAGAAGAUGAAGAGGAAGGAGGAGGAAGUGAAGAGGGCGAAGAACAAGGAGAUGACAGCGAAGAGGAAGGGGAUGAAGAUGAAGAAGAGGAAGAUGAUGAAGAUGAAGACGAGGAAGAAGAGAGCGAAGAUAGUGCUGACGAGUCACGCCCUCAGACCCGCCGCAAGGCGGCACGUCCUACUCAUCGUCCUACGGUAACAGUACGAACAAACCGCUUGGCGGCGAAGACGAGCAAUACGCGCACAAGCAGGAGUAAGCCAAGCGCGAGCUCUGCGCAGAGGAGGACUAGCGAAACUAGUGAAACGUCGCAUCGAAAUGACAAUGCGCCUUGUAGGAGGAGUUUACGAAGGAACUCGUCUGUACGUCGUGUAAGAUACAAUGAAAACGAUUCGGAUAGCGAGAGUGACUCCGCUGGUAAUGAAAUCAUUCGAGUGUCGAGUCGUGGUAGAAUUCGUAAACCAGCCAUUCGAAUGCAGGAUUAUGUGGAGUAA
Messenger RNA from Porites evermanni, 28351 nucleotides. Lineage: Eukaryota; Metazoa; Cnidaria; Anthozoa; Scleractinia; Poritidae. The record is from the annotation of a GenBank genome assembly.